CCCAAUUUAAUAUAUCUCCAUGAAAGGCCAACCAAUCCCCAUACCUUCUCCAUCUUCCUCACUCCCCCUCCACAACACGUUGGGUCCCUAAACAAAAGCUCGUGGAAGAGGUUGCGUGCUAUGACACCGAAUCACGAAUUCAAUUAACCAUGGCUUUGCGAGAUUUGUCGGCGGGAAUUUUCAUGCCGAUAUGAUAUCGACUAGCGUGAUAUUUAAUUUCCGGGGUUCAAAGAUGAAGGUUCGAAUAAGGAGAUAUAAGGAUCAAUUGGGAGCGUGCUUAAUGGAUAAAUGGAGCUGCGUGGAUCUCAAAGUGACAUUCUGGGCAUGGAGUUAACGUGAAUUGUGCUCGUGGUUGAUGACUGUAAUUACAUGUCAAUUAAUAAAGUGGUGGACGUAGUUGGCUUGAAAUGGAUUAUUGGUAGGUUAAUGCCCACGUAAAGAACAUCCACAAAAGACAAAGUGAAGGCUGGUAGGUUUUAUCCAUGGUAAAGGAAACCGGAUCGUACCGGCCGGUUCAACCGGUAAAACCGGGAAUCCGACCAGCAGCGAAACGAUACCCUACCAGCCACCUUUCUAUCGCGCCGGCCGGUUUAAUCGGCUUAACCGGCAUGAACCGGUAUACCGUCCGAUUUAAAUCAGACCGGCGGGGCUGCAACUAUGAAGGCACCCUCAAAGACAACAACAACGGCGGUGGCGGCGGGGCUGCACGCGAGUCGUCGGAGAGCACCAUCGGGAUAGGGGCGGCGGCGAAGAGCCAGAGCCAGAGUCAGAGUCAAAGCCGUGGCGGUGGUGGGUUUGGAUUUGACUUCGAUUUGAAUCUGCCGGCCAGCCCUGAUCUGGGAUUGGCCAUCGGCGGCGGCAGCGUGGUUCAGAAACCUUCCCGGAGGAUCGACGGAGUAGUAGAAAACGAAGAAGUGGAGAGUCCUCUCCCCGGGAAGAAACCAAGAUUGUCGCUCGGCCUACAAGUCACCACCGACCUGGCUAUCUGAAGAAGAAUUACCCCUUCUACUUUUAGAAUUAGCUCAGUUUUUUCCAUUGUUGCUGCUUGUUUAGGGUGGAUUGGUUCAAUAUCUUGUGUACAGGGAAAUUCGUUUUGGGGGAUUUGGUAGACAAGUGUUAGAGAGAAACCGGGAAACAUUGAUUUCCUAAGAAGAUAGAGAGAAAGAAGAAGGUGAAGGGGGAUAUGUGUUUGGUUCUGGUGAUUGAUGGAAAGACAGAGGGGCGGUGGAAAAGAAAGGGAGAAGAUGGGGCUCACGUGUGUUGUCUGUGAUAGUGAUUUAGGUUUAGGAUUUUUAUACUAAUAUAUAUAAAUAUAUUAAAGGUCAAUUA
Molecule: messenger RNA, 1329 nt
Organism: Linum trigynum
Lineage: Eukaryota; Viridiplantae; Streptophyta; Magnoliopsida; Malpighiales; Linaceae
Source: the annotation of a GenBank genome assembly